Molecule: messenger RNA, 831 nt
Organism: Dichomitus squalens LYAD-421 SS1
Lineage: Eukaryota; Fungi; Basidiomycota; Agaricomycetes; Polyporales; Polyporaceae
Exons: 3
Cellular component (GO): cytoplasm
Source: RefSeq, a predicted model, not a curated record
AGUGCACAGGUGCGCAUUGCCCUUGAAGAGGCCCAGGUGAAGUACGAUUUCGUGUCGUUUCCUUUGGACGAGCGACCGGACGACUACGUCAAAAAUGUAUACCCUGCCGGUAAGGUUCCGUUGAUGGUAUACGGGGGCAUCGAAAGCUUCCCGGCCGGAAAGCUGCUCCCCGGAUCGGCAGUCAUAACUGAAUCCCUCGUCAUCCUCGAAUUCCUAGCAGACCUUUACCCAGAUGCCCGCCUCCUACCGGAGGACCCGGUGAAGCGGUCGCAGGCACGCAUCUUUAUGAACACCUUGAAUCUACGGAUGACAGAUGAUAUUGCGAAGAAGCAUACCUCGACCUGUUACCUCGACCUGUUAGAGGCCUUGCAAGCAACCAUGCCAGAAGUGGGUUAUGUAGUCGGGGAGUGGUCCAUUGCCAACGCCGCCCUCUUGCCGUUCCUGCUGUGGAUGUCGGUCAUCGUCAAGACAAGGGUCGGAUACUACGUGCGGCUCCACAACGUCGAGCAUGUGAAGGCGGAGUGGGCUUCUCCUCGAUUUGCGAGGCUUCCGCAGCACUAUGACCAGUCUAUUGCGCGACCGAGCACCUCAGUAACCUGGGACGAGGUAUGUACUCCAGCCUUCCGAUGUACUCGUGCUGAACCGAUCGGGAGCACCUACCUUGCAGGAAAAUGUCAUCAAUUACUGGCUCGCGCGAUUUGCGACGGAACUGUGAUCACUGAUGGUAAGACGAGAGACAGAGAGGGCAUUUGCGUUUCUGUAGCUCAACCGACAACCAUGACCGGCCUUCUCUCGCAUCCUGUGUCCCCAAGCCGUGCGUUAUCGUAUUAG